Colletotrichum godetiae is the source of this 987-nucleotide messenger RNA. RefSeq lists its product as uncharacterized. NCBI's taxonomy places the organism in Eukaryota, Fungi, Ascomycota, Sordariomycetes, Glomerellales, Glomerellaceae. Bases 91 to 987 code for a protein of 298 amino acids. The record is from RefSeq and is a predicted model, not a curated record. The transcript is spliced from 3 exons.
GCCAACCACCGCGAAGGCGUCUAUCUUGACAACUCCACCAUCUCCAGUUUUCCAAAGCAGUGCCAAGACUUUCUCAGACGAAAAAACUUCAUGAUGCCCAUAUUGCCAUAUUGCUCUUCCCGUGUCAGGACGCACUGCUGGCGCCUUCGCGCGGGCGAAAGAGCGAGAAAGGAGAUGGGCAAGGGCCUUGGCGGGACAGAAUGGUCGGUCAAUCUACGGAAUAUUGAGGGCGAUGACGGUAUCCGUACGGAUAGAGCAAUAUGGAGCCUUCCCCUGCUUUUCCAUCGCCCGCUGAUGUCUGGGCAGGCUAUCACCUGGCAGGUCGGUCGCCAAGCUGGCUCCGUAAGGAACCGCGGCAUUGGUAAGUCGUAUCAUGAGAGCUCGAGAAUCAGUGCGGCAGAGAACCAUAUGUCAUCGGAUAUAUGCCAAGGGUGGCCUUGCAAAGACACGCUGCAGGUCAAUACCGGUGAUGCAGCCGCAUAUAUUGGCCCCUAUUAUGGGGGAGAAGAAAAGAAACCCAUUCCAACAGAGAAUUCUAAUGCAGCUGUCACUCUCAUUGUAGCUGACACGGCUGUUGGUACUGAUUUUUGGUAUGAUUAUCUUGCCUGCCGGAGGGCGAUCGGGGUGUCUCGCCCACCCUUCCGGAGUCCGGACCCUUUGCUGAGCAGAGGGUCAUUUACAAGAGACCGGACGUGUGCCGGCCGCUCUGUGCCAGGUGUGGGCCCAGCCAACCUGGUCAAACAAUGCUCACGGUUUGCCUCCCGCGCCUGCUGCCCAAGGCCGUGGUUUUCUGCCGCGUUUUCUGUUGAGCAGAUUCGGCAGAAGCCUGGCUGUGGCAUCCCGCUUGUCGAGGAUAAAGAUUUUGGGUCUACGUGGUUGCCUCCGCACUGCAACAUCAGCCCCCAAAUCAUUUUCGGAUGCCUAGCAGAAUCAAAUUCGUCUGAUGUGGUGAUUCGUGGAACGUCGAAUCAUCCAAGGGAACGCUGA